UUCCCGCUCGUUGCCGCCCUCCAUUCCUUUCUUCUCGCGUGACUUUUGUCGACGGUAACGACUGUAUCUUUCUGGUUCCUUUCUAGCAGUUGCAUUGACUAUGGCGAACUAUGGCAUUUCCGCGCGCCUGUUGCGCCUGGCCCGUCCAAAGCGCUUCUUCUACACGAUGACGCUCUCGACGGGCGCCAGUCUCAUUACCCUCUCGAUGCUGGUCAACAAACUUGCCGGCCUCUACGGCAUUCUUGCGCUGUUCACAGGCUACCACCUCUCGCCCUUCCAGCUGUCCAUGUACAUCUACUCCACCAUCGCACUCGUGCUUACCGCAUACCUGGCGCGACAUAUCCGAAAACAGUCUCCUCUACAAUGUCUUGCGCUGGCGUGGUUCUAUGUUCUCGACAGUAUCGUUAACGCCGCAUAUACCGCUGUCUUCGCUGCGACAUGGUUCUUGGUGCUGGCACAGCAUGAUGCGGGGAAGAGCGACAAGAAAGGACCAGGCGCAUCGACCAUGGAUGAAGUAUCAGGAUUCACAGAUCCCCAACUCAACGUUUCAAGAGUCGAAGUCGUUGCUACACCUCAACCUCCCUUGGCAGGUUCUGGUCAGGACGCUGUGGCCGGCGGAGUUCCUGCCGCCAAUGCCGCGAGCAGCGGUAGCAACGGCGCAUUGCAGUCCGCCGUGCUAGACAGCCAGAACAUGAACUCUGUGGGUGUCAUCAUCGCCAUGUGGACCAUUCGCGCGUAUUUCUGCCUGAUCAUGCUCGCCUUCGCUCGCAUGGUGAUCCGACAACAUAUCGCCUCUACCGGGUCCAAGACGAGCAUUGAUUACACCGCGGCAUCAACAACCGCGCAGUUAGCGGAGAACCCGUUCUCAGAGAGCAGACCAGAGGGAAAGGGCUGGCGAGGCAAACUUGGUCGAUUUAUGAUUGGCAUUGGCCGAAGUUACUGGUUGGGCAGUGACGAGGAUGAUAGCUGGAUGUAUGGCAUGGGUGGGAAGUUCCGAAAGAGUGGUGUCGCUGGCGAGGACAGUGGGUUCAUGCUCAGUAAAAUCGAGAGUGGGCCUACUGAGAGGGAGAGGAGAAGACGAUCGGGAACGGGACCGCCAGCACCGGCCUCGGGUGUUGUCCCUGGUGUUGCUACGGUGGAGGGAGACAAGAUGACAUUGCAGGUUCCUCCGCAGAACGUGUAGGGCUACAGAGUGCUAGCCGAGGAGCGGGUGUGCAAGAGAAUGACGCUACAGGUUGGAGAAAGAGAUGGUUGUGAGGUCGCCCCGCGCAUAAGGGGACCCAUCAAACACGUUGUAUACAAUCGGUAUCAGGGCGUUACUAAGGGCACUGUUUCAACUGGCAGGGAACAUGUUGGAAUGGCUCGCAACGACGAAGAGCAGUUGGGGACGCAUAUCUAUAGAUCUAAUGGAUGUCGGGUGCGCAGACACAAUGAACAGCCGAAAUUCUUGCUGACCAAUAUGGACGGGAUCGCCUCGGACAGUUUUACGUCUUCCUUUGCAUGUUAUGCUGCGGUGAAGCAGAGACCGUGCUGCAGGUCUAUAAUCAGACGUAAAGAAGUAGAGGUCGAUAUCAGGAUGAAUGGGCG
Cladophialophora immunda is the source of this 1587-nucleotide messenger RNA. RefSeq lists its product as uncharacterized. Gene Ontology annotation, molecular function: inositol phosphoceramide synthase regulator activity. NCBI's taxonomy places the organism in Eukaryota, Fungi, Ascomycota, Eurotiomycetes, Chaetothyriales, Herpotrichiellaceae. Gene Ontology annotation, biological process: inositol phosphoceramide metabolic process. The record is from RefSeq and is a predicted model, not a curated record. Gene Ontology annotation, cellular component: inositol phosphoceramide synthase complex; Golgi membrane. The transcript has 2 exons. Bases 101 to 1183 code for a protein of 360 amino acids.